Molecule: messenger RNA, 354 nt
Organism: Paramuricea clavata
Lineage: Eukaryota; Metazoa; Cnidaria; Anthozoa; Malacalcyonacea; Plexauridae
Source: the annotation of a GenBank genome assembly
AUGAAACUUCUUCUACGUUUCCUUGUGCUUUUCCUGUCCGCGGAGAAACAAAAAAUAUAUUCCGAGGUGGUUUUGGACUACAGCAAGUGUCAGAAAUUCUUCUAUAAAAGCGCUCCCCCUGAAAUCGGUUUUCUAAACCAACCUGAAUUAGACUUGGCGCAUAUUUGUCAAAAAUUGGGGAGCGUAUAUCACUUCGGUACCCUCUACAGCAAGUAUUGGAGAAUCCCUAUCUACAGCGCUUAUGAGUUACUAGAUCCACAAAAUUCGCUUACCGGACCGACCGGAGACCUUAUCGUCAUCAAAGAGUGUACGAGCGUGCAGAAAAGUCGUGGAACAUGGUUUUUCGAACCACAG